Messenger RNA from Vigna radiata var. radiata (mung bean), 1402 nucleotides. Its product is annotated as ammonium transporter 1 member 3-like. Gene Ontology annotation, biological process: ammonium transmembrane transport; ammonium homeostasis. Gene Ontology annotation, molecular function: ammonium channel activity. Gene Ontology annotation, cellular component: membrane. The transcript has a single exon. Bases 1 to 1383 code for a protein of 460 amino acids. NCBI's taxonomy places the organism in Eukaryota, Viridiplantae, Streptophyta, Magnoliopsida, Fabales, Fabaceae. The record is from RefSeq and is a predicted model, not a curated record.
AUGGGGGUUUCAUGGGAAGAAAGUGUGACUUAUUCCAUCAACGCAAUCUACCUUCUGUUCUCAGCCUACCUUGUCUUUGUAAUGCAAAUUGGGUUUGCCAUGAUAUGUGCAGGUUCAGUGCGUGCAAAAAAUGCAAUGAACAUAAUGCUCACAAACGUGGUUGAUGCAGUGGUUGGUAGCAUCUCCUUCUACCUCUUCGGUUUUGCAUUUGCAUAUGGCACUUCUAACCCUUUCAUUGGCACUCAUCUCUUUGCUCUAUCCCACAUUCCAAACGCAACUUACGACUAUGCUUUCUUCCUUUACCAAUGGGCUUUUGCUAUAGCUGUAACAGGCAUCACAAGUGGAUCCAUAGCUGAGAGAACUCAAUUCAGUGCAUAUCUUGUUUUCUCAUUUUUCCUCAGUGGCUUUGUCUACCCAGUUGUUGCUCAUUGGCUCUGGUCAUCCAGUGGUUGGCUCAGUCCAACUUCAACUCACUUGUUGCUCGGUUCAGGAGCCAUUGACUUUGCUGGGAGUGGAGUCGUGCAUUUGGUUGGUGCAGUUGCUGGUCUUUGGGGCUCCAUCAUAGAAGGCCCACGGACCGGAAGAUUUGAUUCUUCAGGCAGGCCCAUGCCUCUUAGAGGCCAUAGUGCAACACUUGUUGUACUUGGGACCUUUUUGUUAUGGUUUGGUUGGUUUGGAUUUAAUCCAGGAUCCUUUGACAAGAUCCUUGUGGCUUAUCCCGGCACGUCGGACCAAGGUAAUUGGACCUCGGUGGGUCGGACUGCCGUAACAACCAUAUUAGCUGGUUCGACGGCUGGGAUAACUACCUUAUUCGGCCGACGAUUGUUAGUCGGCCACUGGGAUGCAAUGGAUGUGUGCAACGGCUUGCUUGGUGGGUUUGUUGCCAUCACGUCCGGAUGCUCUGUUGUGGAGCCAUGGGCCGCCAUUAUUUGCGGGUUUGUAUCCGCUUGGGUUUUAAUUGGGCUGAACAUUGUGGCCCUAAAGUUGAACUAUGAUGAUCCAUUAGAGGCAGCCCAAUUGCAUGGAGGGUGUGGCACUUGGGGUUUGUUGUUUACUGGGUUGUUUGCGAAAGAGGAGUUUGUGAUUCAAGUGUAUAAUUCUGGUGAGAUUGGGGUUUCAAGACCCUAUGGUGUACUACUUGGAGGUGGUUGGGGAUUGUUUGGAGCCCAAGUGAUUGAGAUUUUGACAAUCUUUGGAUGGGUGAGUGUAACAAUGGGCCCUAUAUUCUAUGCCUUGCACAAGCUUGAGAUAUUGAGAAUUCCUGUUAAUGAGGAAGUUGCUGGCAUUGACAUUUCUUGUCAUGGAGGGUAUGCUUAUGCUCAAGAAAACUAUCAUCUCAGACUUUAUGGAGAUUACAUGCCUAUUCAACAUGCCCUAUCUUAGUCUCAUUUUUGUGUGACAU